This is a messenger RNA of Puntigrus tetrazona (Sumatra barb), 1525 nucleotides long. RefSeq lists its product as uncharacterized. The record is from RefSeq and is a predicted model, not a curated record. The transcript is spliced from 6 exons. The coding region runs from base 117 to 785 and encodes 222 amino acids. Lineage: Eukaryota; Metazoa; Chordata; Actinopteri; Cypriniformes; Cyprinidae.
AAGACUCAAGUCUCAUGUCAGCAUGAAUCAGCUUUAUAUCCUUUUAUUGGUCCUUUGGUCUGCUGUCAGUAAGUGGAUUUUAUUUGUUUGCCACAGAUUUUGUGUGUACCUGCUAUAUGUAUGGGGUGGAUAGAAGUAAAUGCAAUUUUUGUUCAGGUUCGUCUGAUGUGUGGGAAGAAUAUGAAAAUACAACAGAUCCAUGGUUUAUUUUUUUUCAGGGACAAGACUAUUCCGAAUAUUAUUAUGAUUAUACAUCAAACAAAGAUAUGAUCUACACAACGACACAAAAAGAGUCCAGUGACCUGUUUGAAGAUAUCCCAGAGCCCAUCAUCACAGUGUACAGACAGCAGGAGGACGGGGAGGUUGUGUUUGUGCUGUGCAAGUUCACCUCAGUGCCUGGAAGGAGAUACAGAAGACAGUCUUUUAAGCUGUCUGUGGAGAGUGAACUAAACUACACCAUGGAAACAUUCAGAAACCCUUCUUUAGAUUCUUUAGAGAUACUUGUGUAUAUGGUCACCGUGAGUCCACCUGCUUCCUUCACCUGUGUGCAUGAGGUCGAUUUUUAUGUAGAUGUCAGGAACGUGAGCAGCCAGGCCUACAAUUACAGUGUUUCAGUCUCGGAUCUUCACGGAGGAGGAGUAUCUUUGUUAUACGUCUGCUUUUCUUCCUUCAUUGCUGUUGGUCUCUUCAUCUUGAUUGCAGCAGUGAUUGUGACCAACAUCAGGAGCAAAACUAAAGACACCGACUCCACAGCAGUUACCGACAAUGACUACACAGAAGUGUAAAAAUCACUUUAAGAAGAGAAGAGAACAGGCAUGAAGAAAAACAAAAAACAUAUAAAUGAAAAAUAUAAUUGUUAUAACCCAUGACUAGGGGUGCACAUAAGUGGUAUGCAGAUAAACAUAUGGGCUGUAUACAUUCAGACCACUCAUGGUUGACAGAUGUUAAUGCAUAAAUACCAUUAUUACUGUAUAAGAUUUGCAUUCAAACUUGAAUCAAGGUUAAGCACAGAUUUUUCAAAGAGCAAAACUAAGAUUUUAUACACUGACGCUCCUCAGUUGGCAGCUCAUAUACUUACCUGCCGGCAACCCAUCAAAAAAAACCUUCUGAUUUUAAGUUUGAAAAUAUAUGACUCAAAUAUUAGCACUUUAUUUUAAGUUUAGUAAUAUUUAAAAAAAUCUAGUAUUAUAGUGAAUAAAGUAUUAUCACGCUUUAUUGUUUUAUUUGAUUUUUAAAUAAGUGUAAAUAAAGUACAAUAAAAUUACUGUCACUUUUAUUUGUUUAUUUUUAUAGUUAUAUUUAAAAGGGCAGACCAUGUUCAGUGAAAACCAAACCAAGUCUCCAGGUGAACUCAUGUGCACCCCUGCUUAUAUCCACAAUCUUUACAUUUUUAUUUUAGUUUUAGUUUUUUGUUUGUUUAGUUGUUUUUUGCUUAUGCUGUAGCAUUCCUCAUUUGUUUGUUAUAUAAAAAUAACUGAUUCUGUUACUGCUGUUUUUUUUUUUACUUUUCUGAAGCUUUGCUUUG